AAAACUUCAACUCGUCAGUCAGUCAGUCAGUAAGUUUGAACGACAGCCACGUUCACCUGGACAUCAUAGAAAGCGCGCGCUCGGUCACUCUCAACAGCUGUCAAUCACCGCGGGCACUCUGGAGAGAGAGAGAGAGAGAGAGAGAGAGAGAGAGAGAGAGAGAGAGAGAGAGAGAGAGAGAGUUGAUUUAAUUUCACAGGACAGAUAUUAGCCGUGGAUACACCGCUCCAGACAGACUGAACUGAAACAAAGUUUGGGAAGAAACUUUUGGAAAAGUUGACUAAAACUUCAGACAGCGCAGGAAAAAGUUUGUUUUAUUUGAUUAAAUAUUGUUUCAUAAUCUUAUAAAGAAAAACUCUGAACAGAACUGAAGCAGAGGAAUCGAUUCAAUUAAAAUGCAUCGCAGGAAAGUCCGUCAAAUUCUCCUGAUGCUGCUAUUGGCUGCUGCUUCGGGGUUUGGCCAGGUGUUGGACCGAACACUCAGUCUGUCCAAUGAAAGGAGCUCGAUAGAAAGAACAUACGAGCUGACCAAAUACCUGGACCACCAGCUGAAAGAAAUCAGAGACACUUAUCUGUCAUAUCUUGGGCCUCCGUUUAGCGACCCAGGCUUUUCCCCUCCUCGUCCAAACAGCUCCUCUCUAUCCGUUCCCAGUGCUGCCACGCGUGUGGACCUGUGGCGUGGCCUUGAGAACGGGGCUCGUCUCGCCCAGAACCAGCGUGCGUACAGCGUUCUCCUCUGUGCCGUGAGGGAGCUGGCGCGCUCCACCCUGUGCCCCUACCUCCAGAGCUCCCUCCUUCACUUCUGCUCCGGCCUCAGCGGUUUACUCGGCUCGAUAUCCGGUUUGAUGAACGCCCUAGGCUACACUUCACCUCCCAAUGGCAACUUACCAGCCACGCCCGCGCAAGGAUACGCCCAGCCCAUGUCACAGUUUCAAGGAAUGAUCGAGAUCAGCCCCGCGCCCCUGCGUAGCUACGCGCCUCGUAACCGAGGCGUUCAGGGUGCGAGACAGGGAGCGAGUCGGGCGGACAUAAAACGUGAUAGAGACAGGGCGGAGAGGGGGCGAAGAGGUAGGAGGAAGGAAGGGGAGAGUUGGGUUGCAAAGGAGGAGGGUGCCAAGGAAGAAGGAAUGGAGAGGUGGGGGAAGAGGAGAAGACUGCUGAGUUUCGAAGAAGAGAAAACGGCAAAAGUGAAUUACAUCAAACACACCUAUAAUAACAUGAAUCACACGAUUGUAAAAUUCGGGAGCCGAAAGGAGCCCCUACUGUUUUCCUCACCUCGACGUAUAAUGCGCUCCAUACAGUCAUCUCAUUCAGGCCUAUCUCCUCUGUCCCUCCUCUAUCAGUAUGGUGGACCGGCCGCUGAUGUACAUACUUUAUUGGGCGCCCCUGUUCUCUCUUCGCAUCCUGUCCCUAAUGACUUCUCAAGGAAGGUGGAGGGAUUCUGGGUACUGCGAGAGCUGCAAAGCUGGCUGUGGAGGUCCGCCAAAGACUUCACCAGAUUGAAGAAACGACUGCGUGUUUGAAAAUAAACAGUGGCUUUGCUUCAAAACUUAGUGAGUUGCCUCGCUAACAAUAUGUCAGCAAAUACACAGCACACAGAUAUUGGCUCAAACUACUAUUCAGUAUUAAACUUAGGGAUGUUUAUAAUCAGCAUUUGUCCGCCAUCUCGAAUGUAUUGAUUUAUUAAACAGGUCCAAUUGCAUUGUGGGAUAGCUUUCCCCAUGAAGAACACAGGUGAUCGGGGCUUAGAUAUGAAACAAAUGGAGGCAACAUUACUUUAGUUUUAAAACUUUCAGUGUUGCCUGUGGAGGCAGCUCACUGGUUUUUGGAACGGAGCAAAGUUAUGUGCGAAACAGAUUGCUUCAUGCUCUAUGGAUGGAGAUCUAAGAACUUUUGAUGGUCACGCUUUGCACUAAAUCACCAAACAGAAAGGACGGCCAGAAGACGCGAUGUACAUCAGAGACAAAGGGAAAAGAGCACCCAUUGAGAACGAGACGUGAUUCAGCAGAAGGAAAGUGAAUCAUGUCUGAAAGCGGGCAGUAGUGAAAGGGUGAACGGGGAAAAGUGUGGGACGUGUGGCGUAACCGAAGAAACAAUGGAGAGUUUUCGCUGCCUCAGAAACUGACUCAGUGACGCCUCAUUGGCAUUGACUCGUCUUUUUCCGCGCACAUACGCACACCAACGCAUUCUUUGCAAAAAAACAGAUGCAAAAAUCCGAUGUCCACACUGUGUGUGUGUAUUUAUGUGAGUGGAUAAACACAGAAGUACCACAAUAUUGUAUGUUUUUUGGACAUGGUGAUAUUUUCUGAAAUUUUAUCAUGGUUUAUAUCUUAAAACACUAUGGUAUUACCAUGUUUUAUGGUAUCACAGUGUCAAAAAUGAUAGUCAUAUCAUGGUAUUCUUUGAAGCAGGUAAUCAUUCAGUACCCUAGUACUAGUGUGACGUUUAAUACCAUAGUAUUUUUGGAGUGCCAUGUAAAAACAUGGUAUAUCACACACAUGAAAAUUAAGGAGGAGUAAUAUAUAUGUGUGCGUGUUUGUGUACAAUAUGUAAAGUGUUUUUUGUGUCUGUGUAAAUGUCGUAUUAACUGUAUGUUAUAUUUAUUUAAUAUUAUUUAUUUCUCUGGGGUA
Molecule: messenger RNA, 2630 nt
Organism: Paramisgurnus dabryanus
Lineage: Eukaryota; Metazoa; Chordata; Actinopteri; Cypriniformes; Cobitidae
Gene: clcf1
Product: cardiotrophin-like cytokine factor 1
Biological process (GO): positive regulation of tyrosine phosphorylation of STAT protein; cell surface receptor signaling pathway
Cellular component (GO): extracellular region
Molecular function (GO): cytokine activity
Source: RefSeq, a predicted model, not a curated record